Mastomys coucha (southern multimammate mouse) is the source of this 5613-nucleotide messenger RNA. It is a transcript of the gene Aopep, whose product is annotated as aminopeptidase O (putative). NCBI's taxonomy places the organism in Eukaryota, Metazoa, Chordata, Mammalia, Rodentia, Muridae. The record is from RefSeq and is a predicted model, not a curated record. Gene Ontology annotation, molecular function: zinc ion binding; metalloaminopeptidase activity. Gene Ontology annotation, cellular component: nucleolus. Bases 298 to 2331 code for a protein of 677 amino acids. The transcript has 12 exons.
UGAUGACGCAAUCGGUGUUUGCCCGGUAGCCCGUGGUAACCCGGACUCUGCGGAAGUGUAGCAGCAGCACCGCAGCUGAGAUAGGUAACCUGCAACUAGGCUGUCAAGCAGCCGCUCCGGGUUGUGCGGACCCACGACCUCUGAUGGGGCGAGCAGGGAAUUGAAAGUUGUGGAAAGAUAACGUGUGCCAGUGGGUGCUUCUUACUUGGCGAGCCAGGCAUUUGCGAUUCUGAGCUACUAGAGGAGAUAAGAAGCCUCAGCUGAGAUUCAGCAAAGCUACCAACUGCAGACUGCAUCAUGGACGUAAAGCUGGACCCUUCCCGGGAUGACCUGCCUCUCAUGGCCAACACCAGCCACAUGCUUGUGAAACACUACAUACUGGAUUUGGAUGUGGACUUUGGAAAUCGAGUCAUUCAGGGCAACAUAGUGCUUUUCUUUGGAGAUGGAAACAGAUUUAAAAUACAGUCAAGUUCCACCCAGGAGACCUUCCAGAUGAAGUCAGAGGAAGCCUACAUAUUUAGGACAGCCGAACCCUGCCAUGUUCCUGAGAUGGAUUCAAGUACCUUCUCACCUAAGAUGGGACAUAGAGAAUUUGCAGUCUGUGGUAAAGGUGAUCAUGAUGCCUUUGAUAACGAUGGUAACCAUGACAACCAGGAACAUGAUUCUGAGCUCUCUAGCUCAAAGUACUGCUGUGACACAGGGAAUCCUGGGAGAGAGGAUUUCUUGCUAGUGUUGGACUGCUGUGAUUUAUCUGUGCUAAAGGUAGAGGAGGUGGAUGUGGCUGCUGUGCCAGGCCUUGAGAAAUUUACAAAAGCUCUGAAGCUCUCAACUACUCCUGAGAAGCUCAGGCGUGAGAUUGUCCGUGACCUUGUGGCUCUGCCUGCAGAUGCUUGGAGGGAGCAGUUGGACUGCUACGCCCGUUGCAGCCAGGCUCCUGGCUGUGGGGAGCUCUUGUUUGACUCUGACAAUUGGAGCUUACAGAUCAGGAAGAUGGGGGCUUCGACAGCUGCUGACUUUCCUCAUGCCAUCAGGAUAUGGUAUAAAACUAAACCGGAGGGGCAGUCAGUGGCUUGGGCCUCAGACCAGAAUGGCAGGCCAUGUGUUUAUACUAUGGGAUCCCCCAUCAACAACAGGGCCCUUUUUCCAUGCCAGGAACCACCCGUUGCCAUGUCAACAUGGCAGGCUACAGUUCGAGCAGCUGCAUCUUUUGUUGUUUUAAUGAGUGGGGAAAAUUCUGCCAAGCCCACACCACUUCGAGAAGGACACAUGAGCUGGCAUUACUAUGUGACCAUGCCAAUGCCGGCCUCUACCUUCGCAAUUGCAGUGGGGUGUUGGAUAGAGAUGAAGCCCAAGACGUCCCUGUCAGAUGAUCUGAUGGCUGAGCACGAGCUCCCCCUCCCACCAUCAGAGGCUGACUUCAGGUAUGAUAACACCUGCAGUCAUAUGGACUACCCUUGCCGGUUCCAGAGUAGGUCGGCUGCUGCCCAGAACAUCAUUCCUUACCGAGUGUUUGCCCCAGUGUGCCUUGAGGGUGCCUGCCAAGAGGCCCUGCUGUGGCUGAUCCCUCCUUGCCUCUCAGCUGCACACGCUGUCCUAGGAACACACCCUUUCUCCCGGCUGGACAUCCUCAUUGUCCCCACCAGCUUUCCAAGUCUGGGGAUGGCCAGCCCACACAUCAUCUUUCUCUCUCAGAGCACCUUAUCGGGCACAAGCCAUCUCUGUGGGACCCGUCUUUGCCAUGAAAUUGCUCACUCCUGGUUUGGCCUAGCCAUCGGGGCCCGAGACUGGACAGAGGAGUGGCUCAGUGAGGGAUUUGCCACUCAUUUGGAAGAUGUAUUUUGGGCUGAAGCACAGCAGCUGCCCCCCCAUGAGGCCCUGGAGCAGCAAGAGCUGAGGGCUUGCCUGCGCUGGCGUCGCCUGCAGGAUGAGCUUCAGAACUCCCCAGAGGGAAUGCAGGUCUUAAGACCCAACAAAGAAGAGACUGGCCACGUGACUGCUUCAGGUGCAUCUCUUGUCAAGCAUGGACUCAAUCCAGAGAAGGGCUUCAUGCAGGUUCAUUACUUAAAGGGCUACUUCCUUCUUCGGUUCCUAGCCAGAACGUUUGGAGAGGAAACUUAUUUUCCGUUUUUAAGAAAAUUUGUGCACCUGUUUCACGGGCAGUUGAUUCUUUCCCAGGAUUUUCUUCAAAUGCUGUUGGAGAGCAUUCCAGAAAACAAAAGGCUUGGCCUGUCUGUUGAGAACAUCGUCCGUGAUUGGCUUGAGUGUUCCGGAAUACCUAAGCCCAGAUGCUGGCCUAAGGACCAGGCUUACUGUUGUAGUAGCCCUUGGUAGCUGUGGACAGACCCUGUAGCCAUGAAAAGUUUGGUCUUGUUUUCAGGUGAGCAUCUCCUAUACCCAUUUCUUUCUUUCUGACUUUGUGGCUGGUUAUGUGAACACCUGCUUGGAAGUGUCUGAGUGCCAAUGAAUGUCUGUGAGCUAUGACAUGAAGUAGAGGGCGUUCAGCCUUCAAACAUGGGGAAAUGUUAUUACCAGCCUCCAUCAGCUCACUAGGAGAUACUUGGCCUUCAGUUCAGAAACAUAUGCCAGCCACUAGUUAUUGGUUGGCUCCAUCCCUCUGGGAAUCAUCAAAGAAAUAUCAGCUAAAUAAAGCAGGUGAGAAGAUGCUUCCUGGGCCUGGAUGGUAGCACUUUAACAUCAGGUACGUUAUGAGAGCCUGUGGCUUCGAAGAAGGUGACAUCAGAAUGAGAUAAGUUGCAGAACCAGCCUCACCAUUCAGUGUUUUAGGUUAGGCUUCUCUGGUAGUUUCAGUGGAGCCUGUCGUAUGGGCCUAAGGAGGCUGUUGGAGGCUCCUAGGCCACCUUACUGUGGCUGCUCUAGAACAGGACCCUUAUUUGUACCAGCUAGCGAGAAGGGAAGAAAGAGGAAGUCCUAAGGUCUAAGCAGUGUUGCCCACGAGGCAUAUGGGGCGGGGCUGACCCUCUUCUUGGUGGCAGCAGAGGAGGUUGCCUAUGCAAAUUGGGAAAAGGAAAAGAAAGGGUAAGAUUUCUUCUGAGCUAAACCUUUUCUUCCCAAGACUUGGUUGCAUUUGUGACGGCUUUAGCAGAGGCAUGGCUUUCUACCAUGAACUGAUGAAACCUACUGUCAAAACAGCCAGGUGCAAUGCGGCUCAGCAGCUAGAAUUUAUCUUUAAGGCCCAACUGACAUUUCCCUUACUGCUUAGCUGUUGAGUAAACACAACAUUAGCAGACAGAAGCAAGCCUGAUUUAGUGCAUAAGUUAGGCUGGUGAGCGAUCACAGGGCCUCCAUCUUUUCAUCCCCCACCCCCACCCCCACCCCAGUUCUCUGGUUAUUUAUGUGGCCACUGGUGAUCUACCUACCUGCUUUCAGCCCCUUUCACACUCCUUGUUUCUUUUUGUUUCCACUUCAGUGAAAUGCUUGGCAGGGUCUGAGAGCCUGUGGUGGCAGGAGCUCUCAGUGAAUGGGACACCUUGUUCUUCGUCCCGCCAUUAUAAUAUAAAGUUACUAGCAUGCCUGCCCUGAAGUGACGGCACAGCACCAACAGGCUCUCUGCUCUUUGUUCUCCUCAGAAUUUCUGUCCUCCAGCAACCGAAUUCUCUGAUGACAGAGACCAGUGUUCUCUUAUGAAGUUUCCAUCCCACAGGCUACAGAGGCCUUUUGUCUUCUCAGAAAGGCCUGCCUCAAUUUUCCUUCACAGCUCUGCUGAAUAGAAAUCAUGAAGAGAAAAUAAGUGGGCAUAACUUCAGGAGCAGCAGAAGUGGGCAUGAGACCCACAGGCACAAAAGACUUGGAUCUGACCUCCCUAAGGAAUACCUCACUCCUGUAGCCUUUGACCUCGCAGAGACUGAAAUUAUCUGUGUCCUCAGACUUGUUGCUUUUUGUGAGGUUUUUUUUUUGUUUUUUUUGUUUGUUUUUGUUUUUUUUUUUUUUAAUGAAAAGAUCACAUACUUAUAUUAGAAUAUGAAAAGCUCGUAAGUAGGAAAAUUAAAAUGACACUGGGGUGACUUUUUUCUCACACUGUGUCCUUUGGGGCAGGAUCCCAUAUAGUCCAGGCUGGCUUUAGAUUUCUCGUAGCUGAGGUUGCCCACCCACAUUUGAAUACUCCCUCAAUGCUGGGGGUCCAGGUGUGUACCACUGUGGCUGGCAACCAAAGAGAAGACUUUAGUGCACAUCUUUUCAGCCACUAUUCACAGUCUAUAUCUACAUUUUUUUGUCCUUUCUCUGCCGUUUUUGUCUUGACUUUGAGGUGUAGGUGAUAGAACUCAGGGCCCUGUGUAUGAUGGAUACAUUCCCUGGCAAUUAUAAAAUAAAAACAAUACUUCUGAAGUAAGGCCAACCAGAAGCAAAGUCUACAUUGUGGACCCACUGCUGUGUCAGUCUCAGAGGCGACCCAGGCCUGCUGGCAGCCUACUGUGAUCCUCACACCUGCUUCUGGUCUACAUAGUAGGUAUCCAGCCUUAUAAAGAAAAAUCAAGACCUUGGUCUGAGUUUUUAGACAGCGUUCCUUCACUACUUUCCUUUGUCCUUUGAUGUAAGCUGCAGAGCAAGUAUUGGUGACUGCUGCUUUCUGAUGGAUGGUCCCAGACUAACUGUUGUCAGCUCUCUAGCCCUGGGUUGAACUAGUAUACAACUGUCUCCUAGUCUACUGGGGGUUAGUUCCAGCACCCCGCAGAGGACAGCCAGCCCUUCUAUACAGUGGCUUAGUAUGUACACACAACCAUCACAAUCCCCAUAUAUGUCUUAUAGCCAAGACAGUGUGAAGGCCACUGUCUGCCAUCACACUGUCACACUAUUCCCCAGACACUUGACCGGUACACUCAAUCAGUGUAUAUGUUGUUUCUCUUCAUGUGUGCCCUAAGGCCCACCUCAUCCGUAGUCAUGUUUCAACUUCCAUUACAAGAUCCCUGUACAGAUGCACUAGAGAUGGCAUUUCUUCAUUCAGGUCUUCAGUCCUUCUUGGUUUAAGGAGGUCCUCCCGCUAAGCAACUCCACAGUCCUGAUCCUAUUCCCCAGAACCUGCACCAUUUUCUUAUUGUAUUUUGCGUAGGCUGGUGCAACAGCUAAUUGGUCAUGGAGCAGCCAAGCUCUUCUCUUUCUGUGUGUCUGUUUAUCGUCCACAUCAAUGUCAAGUGAGUGAGUUCUCCCUAAACACAGCUCAAAUCCAUCCUCACCGGGGCUCUCUUUAUUGGCAGAACUCCGAGAAUGCUCUCUGGCCUGCUAGUGAUACUGUCAGUCCUACCCAAGGCUGUUGUCUCCAGAGCUUUCUUGUCCCACUUUCCAGGUGUACAUGGGCAGCCAUAACAACCAGACUCCAAACACCAGUCUCCUUUGCACAGGCUCUUUCCUGUCUCUCUGACACUCUCUCUUCUGCUUUGUAUUCAUCACAGCUGGCUCUGUGUGGCUGAUAUAUACAUGUUCCCAUGCUGCCCUUAUGCCCUCUGCCAAGAAGAACACAUCUGAAGCGUCCCCAUAGUACUUACCACAAUAGCAUGUUUCUGGUUUUUCUGCUUAGCCUUUUUUGAUGCUCAGAAGCCCAUUGUCUGAUAGAGAAGGGAUGGCAACACAUGGCAUUAAGUACUAGAACUACAUCUAGCA